AUGGGAAGCGUUUUCUCGUUGUUAGCUAUACGGAAGACGGAUACGACCCGGCCAAGUAGGCAGGUGCAAACGGCAAAUGGCCUGAUUGAGGGUUUCCGACUAAACAUUGAUGACGAUAAAGAGGUGGACCUGUUUCUCGGAGUCCCUUUCGCUGCACCCCCCAUCGGAGAAUUGCGUUUCCAGAAACCUACCGCACCGGACAAUUGGGAAGGUGUUCGUAAAUGCGUCCGAUUUGGCCCUCGAGCUCCACAAGCAGACUUCUUUUGGGAACGUUUAACCCUUGGACCAAAGAGUGAAGAUUGUCUCUAUCUCAAUGUAUUCACCCCGGUAUGGAAGCCCGAAAACGAAGAGGCUGGGCAUGCAGUAAUGGUGUAUGUGCACGGGGGAGGAUAUUUGAUAGAUUCAGCUGUCAAAUAUGGAGAUCAAGGCAUAGCUAAAUAUCUUUGUCGUCACGGUGUAGUAGUCGUCACCAUUCAAUAUCGCCUUGCUCUGCUAGGCUUUAUGUCAACUGGUGACGAAAUAUGCGCAGGAAAUCUUGGCCUUUGGGAUAUGACAAUGGCUUUACAAUGGGUGCAGGACAACAUAAAAGCUUUUGGUGGAGACCCUAAGCGAGUUACAGUAUUCGGCCAGAGUGCAGGUGGAGCCAGCGUGGACAUGUUGGCGCUCAGCCCGCAUUCCAGAGAUUUGUUCCAUCAAGUGAUUCCAAUGGCUGGAAAUGCUGAAUGUGCUUGGAGUACCGUAUCUCGAUCUCAACUGGUUGACUCUUGUCGUGAAUUCGCAAGAAGACGAGGAUGGGAUGGUUUCAGUUAUGAUGUGCAAACAAGCCGAAGUUUAGUGAAUUUUCUUCGUCAUCGGAGAUGGAAAGAGUUGAGAAACGGCGUGGAUGUGUCAAAAAUUGGUCUCGACUUAGCGCCCGUGAUUGGCUCUACUCCUGAUGAUUUCCUACCAAAAAGUAUUGACGAAUUACGGAAGGAAGCACCAAAGAAAAAUGCUCUCAUAGGAACUUGUCAACACGAAGGGUUGCUCUUUGGCAUCGAAAAACUGCUGUCCGUUGUGAUUACACCGGAAAAUCAUUCAAACUUUGAGGAAUUGCGGCGGCAAGCACGUGACUUGUAUUUGUGCAAUAUAAACAUAGAGAGUAAAGAAGAAUUGUACAGCGACAUUUUCGUGAACAAUGGCACGUACAGCUACGUGACGAAGAUGGCUACGCAGUCCAAUCGCAUCUAUCUGUACUCGUUUGAGUUCUUUAAUCCACGUAGCUUUGGCAUACUGUCCCUUCGGAUGCCGUUCAGAGGUGCAACCCAUUGCACGGAACUGACGUACUUGUUUGGUGUGUCUCUUCUGUUUGGAUUUCAAUUUACCGAUGCUGACAAACAAAUGAUUGACCUUAUGACGCGAAUGUGGACGAACUUCGCUAAAUACGGAAAUCCAAACGGUCCUUACCAAGACUCGACUGUGUUCGACUUCAAAUGGGAGCCGGUAACCUCACAGGACUGUGGCAGGUAA
This is a messenger RNA of Cooperia oncophora, 1506 nucleotides long. The record is from the annotation of a GenBank genome assembly. Lineage: Eukaryota; Metazoa; Nematoda; Chromadorea; Rhabditida; Trichostrongylidae.